Letharia lupina is the source of this 1179-nucleotide messenger RNA. RefSeq lists its product as uncharacterized. The coding region runs from base 1 to 1179 and encodes 392 amino acids. The transcript has a single exon. The record is from RefSeq and is a predicted model, not a curated record. NCBI's taxonomy places the organism in Eukaryota, Fungi, Ascomycota, Lecanoromycetes, Lecanorales, Parmeliaceae.
AUGUACUCAAUCAACAACAUCCUCGCCAUUUCGGGCCUUGCUCUUUUCACCACCACAGCCCAGGGGCACAUGGUGAUGGCCUCGCCUCCACCAUACGGCAGUCCCGACAACAGCCCACUCAACGCCGAUGGUUCAAACUUCCCAUGCAAAGCCACGAGCAAUUCUGGUGGCACCGUCACCAACAUGGCUAUCGGCGCCCCGCAGACGCUCUCCUUCCUGGGCGAAUCUGUGCAUGGCGGUGGAUCUUGUCAAGUCUCUCUUACUACCGAUACACCUGCAACGAAGAGCUCUAAAUGGAUGGUCAUUCACUCGAUCGAGGGAGGUUGCCCGGCUAAGAACGUGGCAGGCAACCUUGGAGCAGACAACUCCGCCUCGGCUCCUGACCCGGAUACCUACAGUUUUGCCAUUCCUACAGGCAUCGCUCCAGGAGCAUACACCCUCGCGUGGACCUGGUUCAACAAGGUCGGCAACCGUGAGAUGUACAUGAACUGCGCAUCGGUCAAAGUCACGGGCGGAUCCAGCAAGAGAGACACUCCUCUCAACGAGACCGACUUCGCCAUCCCGGACCUUUCCGGCCGAGAGACACCCUCCUUCCCCGCCAUGUUCGUCGCCAACAUCCCAACUUCCGACUGCCUGACCGCCGACUCCAAAGACGUCCAGUUCCCCACCCCGGGAACAUCCGUCGAGAAGGACGGCGUCGCUUCUGACCUCGCGCCUCCCACCGGGCCCAACUGUGGCGCGUCGGGCGGCUCGGCCUCGAGCGGGGCCUCCAGCAGCUCGUCUUCGGGCGCUCAAGCAGCUUCCCCCGCUGAUGGCUCAUCGGCUGGUGCUUCGGCUGCCGCCCCCUCCGCUGCCUCCCCAGCGGCGGCCGCUCCCUCUGUUGCCCCAGCAGCAGCAGCAGCCCCAGCCCCCUCUGCUGCCUCCCCUGCUGCCGCCUCACCCUCCACCGACUUUACCUCUGGUUCCUCCGGUAGCACCGGCUCCUCAGGCAGCACCUGCUCCUCCUCCGGCACCAUGGUGUGCAGCGCCGAUGGCAAGCAAUUCGCCAUCUGCGGUGCCAGCGGAACGGCCCCCAGCUUCCAACCCGUGGCUGAUGGGACUUCGUGCACCAAUGGAGCGAUCGCGGCCGCCAAGUCGAAGCGCUCGUCUGUGAAGUUUGCGGCGGGAUACAAGAACUAG